Molecule: messenger RNA, 1508 nt
Organism: Folsomia candida
Lineage: Eukaryota; Metazoa; Arthropoda; Collembola; Entomobryomorpha; Isotomidae
Product: ceramide synthase 2
Exons: 7
Coding region: 222-1289 (355 amino acids)
Biological process (GO): ceramide biosynthetic process
Cellular component (GO): membrane
Molecular function (GO): sphingosine N-acyltransferase activity; DNA binding
Source: RefSeq, a predicted model, not a curated record
UUAUAUAAGUUCCCCUCGUCAGCUGGACUGGAGCUGGAGAGCACGCCUUUAUUUUUUACAAUAAUUUUUGUUUAAUUCCUCUCAAAAUUAAACCGUAAACUUAAUUAAUUCUUCGUAGUUAGUGUCAUAAAUUGCACACUAGACAACUUCCACGUACAAGUAGUUACAACCGUAGUUAGUUAAGUUAAUUGUUUGAAAAUAAUAAAAUCUUCCACAAAAAUAUGGGACAAUUCCUGGAUUGGUUUUGGAAUCCAGAAUUCUGGCUUCCGCCUGGCAUGAAGUGGACGGAUUUGCGAUCCACUGACGAAAUCAGUUAUCCAGACCCGGCCGACGUGUAUUACACCGUUCUCUAUGCACUUGUUCUUAUCGCGAUUCGAUAUCUGGUGGAGAGACUGAUUUUUAAUCCGUUGGGCCAAUCAUUCGGAUUAAAAGCGCACUCCGCCCUGUCAGCGCCGGAGGAUAAUCCAAUACUUGAAACGGCUUACAAGACGAAGGGGAGAGGACAGUUGUCGCACCAGGACAUUGAAGCGUUGGCGAAAAGAACGGAUUUGAAAGUUAGACAGAUCGAGAGAUGGUUUCGAAAAAGGAGUAGAUUGGAUAGGGCUUCAAAUUUUACGAAAUUUAGUGAAAGCGGGUGGCGAUGUACUUGUUACGUCUUUUCGGUUCUAGUCGGAUUAUGCACAUUAUGGGAAAAACCGUAUUUCUGGGAUUUUUCAAAGUGUUGGUACAAUUUUCCGCAUCACAGCAUUCCCUUCGACCUUAAGGCCUACUAUUUGUUCGAGUUCAGUAUGUACUGGAGUCUCCUCAUCACGAUAUCGAUGGACGUUAAGAGAAAAGAUUUCUGGGAAAUGUUCGCUCAUCACGUGGUCACCUUAACGCUCAUGGCACUUGGCUGGUUUGUCAACUUGACUCGAAUGGCGUGCAUCAUCCUCCUGCUGCACGACACGUCCGACAUAUUUUUAGAGGCCGCCAAAAUGGGAACCUACGUCAAAAAGAAGACAUUUGCAGACGUCACGUUUUCACUUUUUGCCAUCGUCUGGAUUAUCACGAGACUUUGGAUUUUUCCAUUUUACAUUGCCCACAGUUCAAUGAUUGAAGCACCCAAAAUUAUUCCAAUGUUUCCUGCCUACUACGUAUUCAACGGGAUGGUUGCCUUCCUCAUCGGUCUGCACGUGUUCUGGACCUACUUCAUUUUCAAAGUCAUUCGAAAGGCUCUCGCUUCCGGCGAGGUGACGGAUACGAGAAGUUCGAGUGAAUCGUCCAUGGCCGAGAGCGAGGAAGACGGAUAGAUAGAUUUAUGGGGUUGUGGAAUUAUCCAUAUCUUGAAGAUCUUUUUACUCAUCUUUUGCAUAAUAUUAGUAGUAUAAAAGUCUUAUCAUUCUGUAUUACACACAUUUGCCAGCCAUAUAUUAUACAAAUAUUAUCACUUAUCUUUAAUUAUGUUGUUUAAACACAAUGCAUAAUUCAAUUGUGUUGUUGAUACACAAUAAAUACUUUUCACAUCAGAA